Priapulus caudatus is the source of this 1429-nucleotide messenger RNA. RefSeq names its product mucin-2-like. The annotation marks the transcript as partial. The transcript has 4 exons. Gene Ontology annotation, cellular component: neuron projection membrane. The record is from RefSeq and is a predicted model, not a curated record. Lineage: Eukaryota; Metazoa; Priapulida; Priapulimorpha; Priapulimorphida; Priapulidae. Gene Ontology annotation, biological process: synapse organization.
GUUGUCUGGCAUCACCGCCGCCGACCCGGCGCCGCCACGCGCAUGCUCAGCGCCAACUCCGCGCGCCUCGUCGACGACCGCCGCGUCGUCGCCCGCGCGUCCGGCCGCGGCGGCAGACGCUCCGUCAGGCUGAGCAUCGCCGACGUGCGCAGCGAUGACGCCGGCACGUACACGUGCGAGGUCGCCACGCGGCCGCCCGUCAGCGCCGACGUCGACGUCACAGUUAUCCCGGCGCCGACGACGCGCCCGCCGCCGACCACGCCCACUUUGUCGCGUCGGCCAAUCGGAGGCGGCGGUACGGGGCGCACCACGCCCACUUCGUCCCGUCGGCCAAUCGGAGGCGACGUAACGAGAGGUGAUUUGCUCGGCACCACGACCACUUCAUCCCGUCGGCCAAUCGGAGGCGGUGGUACGCGACGCACAACGCCCACUCCGUCUCGCCGGCCAAUCGGAGGCGGUGGUACGCGACGCACAACGCCCACUCCGUCUCGCCGGCCAAUCGGAAGCGACGUGACGAGAGGCAAUUCGCGUAAUACCACGCCCACACCAUUCCGUCCAAUCGGAGGCGGCGUUACAACAAGCGAUUCGCGUGACACCACGCCCACUCCGUCGCGCCGACCAACCGUCUUUGACCAACCGCCGAGGAUCGUGAAAAUUAGCAGUGACAGUGACGUCACUGCCGGCUCCACCGUCGUGCUGACGUGCAUCGCCAGGGAUAUUGGGAACCUGAACGUCAUCUGGCUGCAGAGGAAGGGAAACUCGGCGCCGACGGUGCUGACGGCAGGUGGCGCUCGCGUCACCGACAACCGUCGCUUCAGCAGCCGCGUGACGGGCAGUCCGGCGCGCCGCGUGGUGACGCUGCGAAUCGAUGACGUCGGCCCGGAGGACGACGCCGACUACGUGUGUCAGAUUCCGGCAGUGCCGCCCGUCUCCGUCACCUUACACGUCACUGUCAUCGGUCGCCGCCCCACCAGGAUCAUUCCCGCCUCGAUCCCGGAGGUGGUCGUGCCAGUCACGCGGCCUCCGCCGACACCGGUCACCGAGGUAACGACUGAGGCUCCGCACGGUGCAGUGACGACGAGCGAUGGCAGCGGCGGUAAUAAACCACGGCCGAUGAUUAUUGAUGUGAGUCAGGAUGCUGAGGUCCCUGUCGGAGCGACGGUCGAGAUCACGUGCAUCGUCAGCAACGUCGAAGACCUGAACGUUCUCUGGGUGCGCACGCUGCCAGGUAGAGACCCGCAGAUGUUGACGGCUAACGCUGCCCGGCUCUCCGAGGAUGCUCGCUUCUCGUCGCGGGUCAGCGACCAGGGCAACGCGAGGACCGUAGCUCUGAGACUCAAGGACCUCGACGCCGACGACAGCGCCAUCUACACGUGCGAGCUGACAACGAAGCCGGUUGUAUCGGUCGACGUGAGGAUACGAGUUAUCG